CUUUCUUUCUCAAACUUAUUACAAAUAUGGACGUUUGGAAUAAGCUAUGUAUGCAAGCAUUUGAUGGAGAUCAACAAGCUGAUGAAUUCAUAUUAUUAAUUCAACAAUGUGGAAAGACGAGCUUGGAAGACCUGAGUUUCCAAGUGAAGAUCGAAAGUUGCAAUGAAAAGCAAGAACAACUGCUAUUAUCCCUUGGUUUUACUCCCAUUGAUGAACAAAUUUAUUCAAUCACUGGCGAACAAUGGAAAGCAUUUGGUGAAGCAAAACGAUUACAACGUAAGAAAUGGCAUGAAGCAUUACAAAAACGGCUUGAGCAACAUCUUCGGGAAGCCCUCGACCGAAUUCAACAACCUUUGACUCUGACACAUGUACAACGAUUGGUCCUCGUACGCGAAUUUUCCCGUAACCAUAUCAAGGAUCCUGGGUCAGUUCCUUUCCUACGUGGUUUAGUGGGUUGUUUACGUGCACAAUUGUAUAAACGUAAACUGGUGGAUUGGCAAGUGACAGAAUAUGUGAUGACUCAAAAUGGUGAAGAACCAAUGAUGGAUUAUAUUCGAUUGAUAAGAGGUGUGUUAGGGAUGAAACUGGUAUUCAGAAAGCAUGGCUCUCAAAUUGAUGAUAGUUUGGAACAUUUAGAGAAGAUUCCUAGAAAUGGUAUGGUGACUUUGGAUAUGACAGCUACUUCUCAUUUUGAACCAAGUCAUACAACUGCUCCUGUUAUUACUGCUGCUGCUGCUGCUACAGAUGAUGAUAAUUAUAUGAUCUGGCGAAUGAAUCCUGAUUUAUCCGAUGAACAACUGGCUGAUAUUUUGGAAAGUUUACCUCGACAGCAAUGCAAUCAAAAUUACCCAUUAUCUCAAGUUACCCGUUCUACUUCUGCUCUCUUACCUUCAAGUCCUAUAUUACGAUGGUUAACAAAGGUAAUCCGAAGGUGUUUAUCCAUCUUUAGUAUGUUUUAGUUAGUUUUCUUAUAUCAUAUUAUAUAUAUUGCGUGUGUAUACCUAUAUCCAUCUUUUAAUCAGUUUUCUUAUUAUUAUUAUUAUUAUUUACUAUGAUCAUUAUAUCUAUUGAAAAUAAAUACUAUUUUAUUUUGUUUA
Messenger RNA from Halteromyces radiatus, 1097 nucleotides. RefSeq lists its product as uncharacterized. The record is from RefSeq and is a predicted model, not a curated record. NCBI's taxonomy places the organism in Eukaryota, Fungi, Mucoromycota, Mucoromycetes, Mucorales, Cunninghamellaceae. Bases 27 to 959 code for a protein of 310 amino acids. The transcript has a single exon.